Laccaria bicolor S238N-H82 is the source of this 447-nucleotide messenger RNA. RefSeq names its product 40S ribosomal protein S21. Gene Ontology annotation, molecular function: structural constituent of ribosome. Bases 30 to 290 code for a protein of 86 amino acids. Lineage: Eukaryota; Fungi; Basidiomycota; Agaricomycetes; Agaricales; Hydnangiaceae. Gene Ontology annotation, cellular component: ribosome; cytosolic small ribosomal subunit. Gene Ontology annotation, biological process: translation; endonucleolytic cleavage in ITS1 to separate SSU-rRNA from 5.8S rRNA and LSU-rRNA from tricistronic rRNA transcript (SSU-rRNA, 5.8S rRNA, LSU-rRNA); endonucleolytic cleavage to generate mature 3'-end of SSU-rRNA from (SSU-rRNA, 5.8S rRNA, LSU-rRNA). The transcript is spliced from 4 exons. The record is from RefSeq and is a predicted model, not a curated record.
CAUCACCUCAAGUAUUCUUCAACAACAAGAUGGAAAACGACUCAGGCAUUCUCGUCGAUCUCUAUGUUCCCCGCAAGUGCGCGGCGACCAACCGAUUGAUCACUUCGAAGGAUCAUGCCUCUGUGCAACUUAGCAUUGUCGACGUCGACGCCAACGGCCGCGCCUUGAGCACCUCAACAACUUUCGCGCUAUGUGGUCAGGUUAGAUCUCAGGGAGAGAGCGAUGACUCAAUCAACCGACUGGCCACAAAAGCAGGACUUCUCCGCAAUGUGUGGUCAUACCAAAAGUAAUUGUUAGAUAUCACAGGGAUCCAUGUACGACGCGCUAUCCUAUUCAUUUCUCUGACGCACUCUGCUUCACACCAUGAAGAGUUUAAAUCUGGGUUCGGUUCUACGAUUUGGCUAACCUACGCUGUCAAAUGACUUUGCAAUUCAGUCUUGUACGAAA